GCUCCACGCCAACGCAUGUGUCACGACCGGCAUACUUCAAAUCCGACGGACUGACGAUAGAGAUAAAGAUGUGGCGGCACUCGGCGACAAUGUAUAUCGCUGAAGUGCCUAAUGAACCAUCAACAUCCCAACGGUCCUUCCACCGAGGGUUCUAGAAGAAAGAGCACGUGGCAACGAUCGCGGACGCCUAGCAAAUGCAUGGACGGUGGGGAUGUUGAGGGAUGACAAAAGAAAGUAAUCGGAUCCGAUCGAAAGUAAAAUCAUAAGAGUCAGUCUUAGAAAGUCACGCCUAGAGUUCGGAAGUAAAUUGCAAAGUGUAUUGAUGUUAGAAAAAAAAUAAAGUUUUCUUUUUUUAUUUUUUACCUCAAAUUCCUUUUUUUAUUUUGUUAUUUUACGUGACAUUUUGGCGAUCCUGCCAGGAUAGUGAAAAGUGUUUGUUCGGAAACCAAAAGACAUUCAUCAUCUACGGAAGAUCGAAUUAUUUGGGACUACGGUCAUCCGCAACAACAAAGUAACUAUCACGAACCAAGUGAAGUAACAAUAAAAGGUAAACUGAAUUCCUUUGUACGUUACCGUGAAAGAAAAUUUAGCUUCAGUAGCCAAGACUCGUCUUCUUCUGAAAAUUAUAAAUCAGCGCAAUAAUGUCUAAGGCAAACGAAUCUCAAACUUCAACCUCAACUGACCCAAUGUUGCGAGCAAUAUGGGACAGUAUUCAAAAACAGAACGACAACAUUGCCCUUUUACGAGAGGAAAUGUUACGUUUGUCUAUGCAAAAUGACGAAGAGAACAGACACAGGGCAGCAGAAAUCGAGAAUCUCGGAAAAACCGUCGCAGCGCUACGGACUGGGUUCGGAUCCCCUGCGACCGAUGAAUUUGCUUCCAUUAUCACCGAAGACAAUGAAAGUGCGUCGACAGCAAUCAAUCGCACCGUGAAUAUGGCAAAAGCACGCAAACUCCCAGGGUUAGCAGCUCCAGACACCCCACCUGUCCACCUCGACAUCGAACAACCCGAGGUGGAAGAAAGAGGCUAUUUUCCGCCCGCUCCUCCCACUCUACGAGCUAAGGAUGCAAUACGCUACAUCCCAACGCUCAACGGAGAUGAUGAUGUAGGAGUUGAAGACUUCAUCAAAGAAGUGAGAAGUAUGAAGGAUCGCUGUAUGGAGCAAGAUCUAUUGCUAAAAGCAAUAAAAGUGGAAAAAAUCGUGGGGAAAGCAGCCCAAAGUAUUCGCAACAUUCCUAUUGAGUGUUACAGUGAUCUGUACGACGCACUGAGAAAUAACUUAGCAGAACAAGUGACUUCGGAUGAGUACCAAGAACAAUUACGAGAGUUGAGACAGGGACGCGAGGAAUCAGUGCAAAGUUUUAAUAUUCGGUUUAGAAGAAUACUCAACCGUUUGCUGUACGCAGUAACCAAUGAGUACCCACAACCACUAACACGUAAAAUUAUGACUGAAGAAAUCACGAAGAAGACUGUUCGUGUGUACCUAAAGGGACUCAGACGCGACAUAGGGCGAAUACUAUUAAGCAGUGAACCCUUGAAUCUUCCGGAAGCUGAAAAAAAGGCAGCCGAUGUAGAACGCUACUUGCGAGAAGAACGACAACCUAAUUGGUCAUGUAAUCGCUUACCUUCGGUUAGUAAUCGCCCCGACAACCAGCAUAUGCAGGUAAGACGAUCUAAUGUACCAUCAAGAUCGCCUAACACGCCAGUAGCUCAGAAACCUGCUACAUUUAACCAAGUAGAAAAUAGAUCACCUGCUGAACGCGCACAGAUGAAGUGCUUCAAGUGCGGAAAGCUGGGACACAUUGCCAACAAGUGUCAAAAUUUUCUACCACCGAGCCAGCGCGAUCGACCACCCGCAAGAAUUCAGGCAGUCCAGGAAUGGGACGAAAUACAAGAAACAACAUCGAACCAGGAGAUGGACGAACCGUACGAGACAUACGAGUCAACAUCGCCACGGGAAGAUUACUCGCAAUACCUUUGUCAACCCGAACCGAAGAGCGAGUAUUUCUGGUCGACACAGGAGCAGGGAUAAACCUGGUGAAACGUAACAAAACUGUCAACGCGAUACAAAUAGGGCCUAAACAAAAAUUUUCUAUGGGACGAGACAAAUACGAAACUAACGAAUACGUAACGAAACGAAUUUUUGGACAAAAUCACAUUUUUCACAUAGUACCGAACAAUUUCCCUAUUAUCGAAGACGGAAUCAUUGGGCUACCAUGUUUAGAGAAGUACAACUAUUCAAUAUCCAAUGACAAAAUCCGAUUAAACGACAAAACCAUUUUAUUUCAGAAACCAAUACAUUUGACUCCUGGAGAAAACAGAGUUCAAACAAUCUAUUUGGAAGGCAAACCAACUAAAGUAUGUUUUAUCAACACUGGUGAGCAAAACGUUGAAAUUUCUAGCAAUAUUCAAAAUUCUCAUGACUUUUCCAACGUAUCAAAACUAAAAAGCCUAAUGAGAA
Molecule: messenger RNA, 2462 nt
Organism: Bombus huntii
Lineage: Eukaryota; Metazoa; Arthropoda; Insecta; Hymenoptera; Apidae
Exons: 2
Coding region: 642-2033 (463 amino acids)
Molecular function (GO): nucleic acid binding; zinc ion binding
Source: RefSeq, a predicted model, not a curated record